Molecule: messenger RNA, 1729 nt
Organism: Pisolithus orientalis
Lineage: Eukaryota; Fungi; Basidiomycota; Agaricomycetes; Boletales; Pisolithaceae
Exons: 2
Coding region: 166-1641 (491 amino acids)
Source: RefSeq, a predicted model, not a curated record
GGAGUGCUAGUCGUUCCAAUCGAACAUUCGAAGUUGGCGAGAGUGUCCGCAUCGAGUCGUUAGGUUAUGAGGGUACUCUCAAGUAUAUUGGCGAGAUCGACGGAAAGCCUGGCCUAUGGGCUGGAGUUGAGCUGAGCGGAGGCUUUGCAGGAAAAGGGAAAAACGAUGGAUCCGUCAACGGGUAAGUUUGUUAUCGGUGUUGGCUACUCCCUUGUCAGAGGGGCAUUGAAACGGUACUUUACAUGUCCCAAUAACUGCGGUGUUUUCGUAGCCUUCACCAAAUUGUCCCCUCCGACCGUUGCCCUCACUUUUAGGCCGUCGUCAGUCGCUUCAUCCCGCAGCGGUCGAAUCACACCCUCCUUUUCUGGACGGAUCACUCCUUCGGCAUCCAUAUCUCUAAGCAGCGGUCGCGUUACUCCCUCGAAUUCAAUAAGUGGAAUCACACCUUACGCAGACAGGAAAAACCACAUGGCAAUGCACAGUCGAAUCACUCCCUGUCUUACCCCGUCCGCGGGCAAGCUCAAGCAGUCCCAGAAAUCCUCGGCGACUCUACGUCCUGACUUCGAGACUCAGAUAACAUCGGGCUCCAGGGCUUCACGGUAUGUCGGCCUGACAGCGAAACAGCUGAGUUCCCGGUCACCAGGGAAGGAAUCUCUCUCAGCUGGAUCUUCCCCCCGACCUCCAUCUUCACCCACCCGUACACUCGACUCCGAACCAGGACUCUCGGCUUUAACCUGCACUACUCCUAAAGCCCGAGCUGCGUCCGGACAUACAAACGCCAUAGAUGGUGCAUCUACUGCUGGAGUCAAGCACAGACCGUCCCUAAACACCCCGCGUCCACGUAUCCCAAGUGCUGUUGCGAUGCCUCCUCCCCAAUCCCCAGCGCAGCGAUCCAGCUCCCCUGAUUCUUACAACGACAUUUCGAUUCAGAACGGCCGGCUAUCGGUCGAUAACUUGUCUGCACCUUUAAAUAGCAUUACUCAAUCUCUGCAAGGUGAAGCAAGCCCACGCUUAGCUGGGGACUCUACGACCACCAAAUCUAUCCUAAAUUCGGUUUCCUCCAACGUCUCCUUUCCUACACACGAAGCAGACACAGCAACAUUGAAUGCCAAUUUGGACAAUUUGCAGCAGGAAGUUGUUUCCUUGCAAAACACCGUUGCUUCCUUACUCCCAGAAGCCCAGCAGCGGAUCUCAGCGGAAAAAGAACGCGAUGCCGCCCUUUCCUCCAUGGCAGAAACGGAAAAGGAGCUCCGUAGUCUAGAACGAAGGUUCAGCGAGAAGGAUUCAAAAUGCGAAGCUCUGGAGCGCUCGCACUCACAGACCACAGCCGAGUUGGAAAGGGUUAAAGCGGAGAGUGAGGCGCGUAUGAACGACUUACAGGCAAAGUUAGAUACGAACGAAGCGUUGGUGAAAAGCCUAAAGGAAGCGAUCCAACACAAAGAAGGCGCAGAGCAUGAAAGCGAUGCACUGCUGAAAGCAAAGAACGCCGAGAUCACGCUUCUUCAAGGCCGCUUGGAGAAGGUGUCUUCAGAACUGGAUAUGGAACGCAGGGAACUAGGUGGGCAGAUUGACGAACUUCGUCAAGCAGGCCAAGUAAAUACAGUUAUUCUUCGUUGUCAGUCACUGAUGGACUCAAUUUAGGAAACAAUUGCGUUGUAUGAAGAGCGCCUGAGUGCAGCGGAUAGCAAGCGGUACGAACUGGAAGACCGAAUCAUGGCACUAGAGGAGC